This is a messenger RNA of Cucumis melo (muskmelon), 1056 nucleotides long. RefSeq names its product KH domain-containing protein At2g38610-like. NCBI's taxonomy places the organism in Eukaryota, Viridiplantae, Streptophyta, Magnoliopsida, Cucurbitales, Cucurbitaceae. The transcript is spliced from 7 exons. Gene Ontology annotation, molecular function: mRNA binding. Gene Ontology annotation, biological process: regulation of mRNA splicing, via spliceosome. The record is from RefSeq and is a predicted model, not a curated record. Gene Ontology annotation, cellular component: nucleus. Bases 571 to 948 code for a protein of 125 amino acids.
ACCCUAAAUCCACCAAUCAAAUUUUCUUGCUUUCAUUUCCUAUCCUCGUAGGUUAUUUUUUCCAUCGACGAUUUGAAGAUUUACUAUGGCCGGUAAAGGAGAAGGUCCGGCGAUCGGAAUCGAUCUUGGAACCAAGUACUCUUGCGGAAUGGAAAUGGCCGAAAUGGAAAUGGAAAUGGAGGAACGCUCCUUUGUUGUCUCUUCAGACCCUCACCAGGUUCAUCCUCUUUCUCUCUUAUCUCUAUUUUUCUGAUCCAAAUCUCAUUUGCGCCUCCCGGAUCAUCCUCUCAAAAAUGACGACAUAGCGGCAUCUUGCGGAUCGGAAGGUGGAGACGUUUGAGAAGAACAUUUUGAAGAGAGGGGUUGUGCUUGAGACUGCUACUAAGAAGGGAAAAGAUUACCCUGUUGGCCCUAUUCUUCUUGGAUUCUUCGUUUUUGUCGUCAUUGGAUCAUCUCUGUUUCAGAUAAUCAGGACGGCAACAGAUGGAGGAAUGGGAUGAGAGCCAUCUUUAAUUCUGAUGAGAGGGGUAGCAGGCAGGACAUGAGCCAAGGUUAAGUGGAAAUCCUGGAAUGACAAUGGACUGGCAAGGUGCUCUUGCAAGCCCUAGUUCAUUUACUGUAAAGAGGAUUUUGCGUUUGGAAAUUCCAGUGGACACAUAUCCGAAUUUCAAUUUUGUUGGACGGCUUCUUGGACCGAGAGGCAAUUCUCUGAAGCGGGUAGAAGCUACUACAGGAUGUCGUGUGUAUAUCAGAGGAAAGGGGUCAAUUAAAGAUCCAGAGAAGGAAGAGAAACUCCGAGGAAGACUUGGUUAUGAACAUCUGAACGAACCACUGCAUGUCCUAAUUGAGGCUGAUUUACCAGCCAAUAUCAUUGAUAUCAGGCUGAGACAGGCACAAGAAAUUAUAGAACUACUUAAACCCGUGAUAAUUGAAGUCAUAUCGGGUUGAAAGCUAAGCGAUUGUGCAGAGAUUGCCAAGCGACCGUUGAAAAUUGAAGACUAAGAAGACAUUUAGGAUUUUUAAUUAUUUAAUUCUUGUAUUAUAAUCUUUUUUCAU